Molecule: messenger RNA, 10824 nt
Organism: Pectinophora gossypiella (pink bollworm)
Lineage: Eukaryota; Metazoa; Arthropoda; Insecta; Lepidoptera; Gelechiidae
Exons: 19
Coding region: 1-10824 (3607 amino acids)
Source: RefSeq, a predicted model, not a curated record
AUGACUUUAUUUUAUCUGAUGGUGCUUAUUAACUGCCAUACUAUAUCUAAAAGUAUUGCAAACGACGAACGAUUGGAUGAGAUAAUUGAUAGUAUCAACGACUUUGAAUAUACCACCGAGCACAGCGCAAGACAUGACAGGUUCCACCACAAACACAGGCGAGAGGACGCCAAAGAGAUCACCACAAAGACCCAGAAGUCUAAGACUUCUUCUACACAGAAGACAACCAAACACGACAGCGAAAAGAGCAAGGAUUCAACAACCCACUCCCACGCGACGACCCAUGAGCUGGUUAAGAAUGUAGACAAGUCUGCAACUGCAGGCACCACUUUGGUAGGCGAUCUAUGGAGGCGAAUCCACUUGAAACUCAGCAGGAAGCUGGACAAACCCGCUAAGAAAUCCAAUGAAAAGAAGAGGAAAGCUCGUAACAAACAGAAGGAGAGGGAUAUAGUCGCUACUACCCCCGAUACAAGAGCUCUAAACGACUAUGAAUCAUUCAAACGACGCACUAACAAGCGACGUGCGAAAGCCAAAUUCGUUUACGACAAGAAAAAGCGACAUGCGCUUCAAGAUGACAAUAAUGAUAUCAAUGUGAAAUACAAUAUGCAGAACACCACGCCAACUGGGUUCACGGAGAAGUUGAAAAGACAAGAAACUUUAAAAUGGAAACCGAUUCGGAACAUGACAGAUAAUUUUAAAACUACAAGUUUUAAAACUUACGUACCGGUUUUCAGUGAGGAUAUUAUUACGGCGACAGAGAAACUUGGCACCCAUACUGAUAAUAGCUACAUGCCUAAUUGGGAUAAGCAGAAAAUAGUUGUAUACAAUUACACGCCUUACACGUCUGAAUAUAAUUCCAACAAUAAACAAGGUGCUCCCACUGAGUCUUUUAUGGAGGAAAUGACAGAAUAUGCUGGUACGGCAGCUAUAGAGGUCCUGCUAAACAAGAUAAAAAUAAAUGCUAUUAAAAUGAUAUCGGAACAGAACCCGUCCGUCAGUGAUAUUGUUACAAAUUCUGUCACCGAAACAACCUUCUCUUCAGAUCCCAUACUCUCCCAUAUCGACGUGGCUAAGCCGGAGGUCGGAUUUGUAAAAAAUGAGUUUGAAAAUGAAACAGCCUUUAACAGUCUAGAUGAAGCAGGCUUGAGUGAUAACGAAUCGCUAGCCGUAACUUUUGCUAAUGAUCACAAUAUUAACGCCAGAUCUGUUCGUGACAACUUGUACACUAUGGCUUGUGACAUAGAAGACAAACUUGAGAAGGAGAUCAAGUGCGCAUAUAAAAAAGCUAAGCACAAAUUCACGGAUCAAAUAUCGAAAGAAAUAAGCGAAGUUAAGCACGCCACCAAGAAAGUUGUUGAGCAAGCUUCGAAAGAGUUGAAGAAGGUGGCCGAUUACAUCGAGUCUUCAACUACAGCUAAAACUUGCAGUCACAAGAUAGAUAGCACAAAGCACUUACACAAGACAUCAAAGAUGACUACAUCUAGACACCACCGUGCGACAAGCACUGAAGACUUGGAGAAUAAGAUCCAGAGGAGUUACUCGACUAGAUAUCAUACACCCAUCACAACAGAGUACACUUUACCAGCGCUGGACGAUGACUAUGCAAUGCUGAAUCUAUUUGAAAGAGUAUUAGCUAAAACUCACGAAGAUAAUGUGAUGAAAAUGCUGACGACUCGAUCGCAGCCAAAGCGUCGAGCCUCUAGAACGAUCAAGAUUUCUAAGCGAAAUCUCGAGACACUCGAAGAUUUGGCUUUGAAGGAGAGUAUGAGGAAACUUGAUGAUGGUGAAGAGGUUCCGGACGAUCUCACUAUAUACGAUGAUGAGGUGGGAGGCAGCAACAACGGUAACAAUAGAGAGAGCGACAGCAAAGACUCCAAUAACACCAGCGAGAUUUACUACAGCAGCACCUUGAAUCCUACAGAAACCUUCAUCCACACUCCAGAUAAUUAUCGGUCUACCGAAGACACCAGCUUCGAAAGUCUGACUAACAAGCUAUCUUACAACGAAUUUGUGAAUGGAUAUAAGAGUUAUCUGAAGUUUGCUAAAGAGUUGAAUGAUCAGAAUUUUUCUGAUCACGUUCGCUAUCAAGCGCACAGACACCAUAGCGUUGACGACGUAGGGAAGUACAUCUUGAACAAACUCCCACCGGUGCCAAAUUACGAAUUCCCAUCAAGAAAAAAGAGACAUUUCUUUGACGAUUCCGAUUCAGAAGAUCAGGACAUAUCGACGAAGAGUGACGAGUCUUGGUUCAAGAAGCAUUUUUACUUGUUCCUCGAUAAUGGUCCCCAGAAGAAGUUUCAUACUUCGCAGACGGUGUCAUUGAAGUAUCCUGUCGGGGAACCAGAAACGACGAUAUUAGCAUCAAAAGUAGACAAAAGGACUGAAGCUUGGAAAGACGACGAUUCCACUUUCAAGUUCAAAAUUAGUUUCGAUGCUCCAGGCACUGAAAUGCCUGACGCAGUUGACCUUGAUGACAUGUCAAGGACUUUGGAGAAUGAGAAACAGAUGUACAGUGCAAACCAAACUCUGAAAGAGGGCAUGGUGAACACAGAAACAAAAGAGCAGGAGUUUAAUUUCAAAGAAGCCAUGGCCAACCCGGUAAACAUGAAAGAAUACAAACCAGAUACAAUGAAAGACACUUACCGGGAUGAAGUUCGCAUUGAAGAAAUGAGCACCACAGAAUAUGCUCGACCUUUAAACAACAUGGUUGUACUUAAAAGUGCACAGCAUUAUUUGAACAAGAUCCUCGGACGGUCUUCAAACAAACAUGCUUUUAAUGAGACUAAUCCUGAUGAGAUUAUAAUGGAUGUGACUUACGAUGAUGCUAUACAUAGAUAUAAGAGAAGCGAUACGAGGGAAGUAAAGGGUGUCCACUUAAAGAACUACGUGCAAAAAGACUCGUUUGAACACAGAAAAUCAACAGUACCAAACAAUUUAUUCGACCAAGCCGCUGUGAACCAUGAUGACACUUUGAAAUUCAAGAACUUUGGCUACGUGGACGUGGACUUAGUCGCAAAGUCGACGCAGAAGCAGAAGUCUAAAAAACCGAGUAAAAUAAAGAAGUUUUUGAACAAGUUGUGCCGCAGAAAGAAGAAGGAGAAGAAGAAACCAAAACGAGCUGCCAGGAAGGAGAGGUAUAAUCCGUUUAAGAGACUGAAGGAAAUGUUCAAGAAACCGUCGAGGGCGCCAGCGAACUUUGACGCGGAUUACAAUAUCAUUACCACUGAGUUGACAUCGUUUAAAGUAAUUAAGUAUGAUAAAGUACCAAGCAUGGCUGAAAUGUAUAAGCAAGUGCCAAAUAUAACAGGAGAGGAACGGGACGCGGACAAUAAUUUCAGAGUCAAAAUGAAGAAUUUCAACGUGAACCAAAAUCCUUUCCAAAUUAAUUUGCAGCAGACGACAGGCCCGUCCCAAGAAGCAUUCACUCCAUACAACCCAAUCUUCACUCAACCUUACAAACCCACAUUCAGCACAAAUUACAAACCUAUUUACAACCCAAACUACUCGAGUGACUUCCAAAACGAAGUGCCUACGCAGAACCUAAUGAGGAUUCCUGGACAUCAAAUGACAGUAGCCCCUGGAUCGUUUGACGAAUUUAUGAAAGCAAUAGACACCGGCUCGAAGAAAGCAAAAACACAACAGACCACAACUCCUAUUAAAACAACGUUGACGACUGUAAAAACGACUAGCAAAACUCCUAUGGUUGACAUCAAAAACGUUAAAAUGCCAGCAUUCGUUUCCCGACAGAAGUUCAGACCGUUGAUUGAAGACAUAACCGUUCAGGCAUUCACAAGAUCCCCUUCCAGGGCAACUAAAGAUGACUUCUUCAGAACUAAGAAUGAAUUCAACGCAGUCAUUGUCAAACCUCAAAUGAAAACCAACCACCACAAUGCUCGUUUGUUAGUAACAAGAGAGAAUAAAAAGAAGAUAUUGACAGCAGAAGAUAGAAGGAAGCUUCAGGAAGAAAUAAAGCGGUUGACUGAAGGAGCGAAACCUUCAAUACAAGAUCAGGAAGAAGCGAUGACAACUGAAGAAAGCAGGCUACAGCAAGAAGACGAAAAGAUUAUGAAUGAGCAAAAGAAAUUAGCAGCAGCAAAACCUGAAGAUGCAGCAAUGAUGACGUCUAAGAAGUAUCAAGCCUACCCUGAUUAUUUCAGUGAUUUCAUAAAUUGGCACAAAGAUAUUCUGAACAUGGACACCGUGUCCAACCCAAUGUGGGAAGAUGUCAUGAAGACAAUAGUCGAUGACGUAACAACUCCGAAUAUCAACAAACUAAGAGAGCAGCUUAUGCAGAUGAAAACUUACUUUGAACCUGACUCCAAAGCAGAAAAGAAGAAAGUGUUAAAAGUCACGAAUGAAUUGAAAGGAGUUCAGGAAAAGGCAAAGUCUAAAGCUAAGCAGAAGUUUACUUCGACAACAGCCACAGCGAAAGCCAAGGGCAAACAGGAGAGGACACAGAAAGAAGCAAAAAUGUUGUAUGAAUAUAAGAAGUUUGAGCACUAUAGUCCUAUGAAAGCCAAGUCCGAGACGCACUUUAACAACUUAGAAUACAAAUCGAGCAAAAACAACAAGCAAUAUAAAUCAGAUUCUGGGUCUAAUAAUGACAACUUUUUGACGAAGGAAAUGAAAAGCAAGCUUGCUGGCUUUAUGAAACAAAGUGCCAAAGCCCAAGCUGUUCUGACAUCAGUUGCGACAGCGAGCGAGAGAAUACCAGCCAAACUACAUGGAACAUCACCAAAAAUGAAGAUCAGCCCACCGCCUGAGCAGUACUUCACGACGCCAGUGCCAAUGCCUUCCACAGACUUCGACAAGUUUCUGAAAGAGAACCAAAUUGACGUCCAAUCCGUCACUUCGCCGUUCACAGAACUCUCUAGUUUCGAAGAAGACUUCCUAGCGAAGAAAGCUCACAAAUCUAAACUAAUGGACAUGAACGGUCAUACUGCUGUGCACGUAAAGCCGAAAAUUGGUCGUGUGCAUACAGCAAAGCCGAAUAAGGGUACCGCUAGAGGAAUGUUUGCUGACGAUUUUAAAAUUCUCACUGGUCUAUCUACAGCUGGACAGAGAGAAGACCCUGACAUAGACUACUUUGAUCAACUUGAGAGCAAUAUAGUCGAUGAUAACAAGAUCGCCAGAUCUAAACGGAUGGAUAUACUUUACGGUUCUGAUGUCGAAGACGAUUCUUCAAAGCCUAAAAGGAAGAUUAAGUUGUUCAAAGAAAACCAGGAUACUACUUACAACUCUGCAGAGAUUUUAGCCACGAGCAACAUUGGUCCUGAAGAUUUUGAUAUCACAAUUAUAGAUUUAGACGAAUCUACUCAAGACGAAGGAGGCGAAAAGGAAUUCGACGCAACAGCUCUCUAUCAGCAUUACACUGAGACACCAAAAGUCACAACUGAAAUAAAGCCGCUGGAUGACAUAGAAGCGAAGUUGAGACACAAUCAGAAAGUGACGAAACUAAAAGAAACUGCGAAACAAACCACUAACGCUACUACAACAUACUACAAGGACAAGAGCUAUACAAAGAUGAAACCUUUGCCGUAUGAUAACUACUUCCCGAAAUAUACGUCACAACAACCACAUAAGGCACACAAGGCGAAGACGACGAAAUAUACGACUACGACACCCGCGACGCAGACUGUGCCAGAAAUUCCAACGCGAUUCAUGAAGAAGUACCCAGAUUUGAAGUUUGAAGCUCAGCCGAGGAGACUGCAGAUCACCAGCCACUCCUACAAGUUUGACAUUCUGUAUGAUGAAACUGCAAAGAAGAAUAAGGAUCGAUAUGAUAGUAACAAAACACCGCGCCCGCAGUCAAAGAUGUUGGAAGAUGACAGUAACAUGCAAGAGGGCAGUAACGAUACAAUGUGGCGCAAGUGGAAGGCCAGCUCCAAACUGAACGCGACAUCUGACAACCUGAAGGCUGCGGAAUCCACCGACACCACGAAACGGCACCGCUUCAGAUUCAUACCACUCUUGCAGAAACUGCAUCUCAUAUCCAGCGGCAGUAAGAGCAAGUCGAAGAAACUGAAGGUACAAGACUCCCUGGACACCGCCACAGCGUCUAUGCCCACCCUCGCACUUACCACCAACCAGCACACAACAGAAUCUGAAAAAGCAGAAUCAGUAAAAGGUAAAACACAAAAAGAAAAAAGUAGAAAGAAACGUCAUAUAAGCGACGAAAACCUGAUUGAACUGGAACUUGAUGCUCUGGAGAAACUAAUGAAAGUGACAGAUAGAUCCAGAAAAGGAGUCCACGGUAUGGUUCCAUCACAGAUUCCGAAUCCAGACGACAUAUCCGUCAUGUUCCCAGUCGAAAUGCACUCUCAAGACGGAGUAACGAUACUGACAACCAACGAACCGGUAUACACAAUAUUCACAGCGAAACAACCGCUAUGUACAGAGUUGUUUUUGAAGAAUUUGCAGCCUUUAAAGCAUAGAGAAGAGCCCGUUGCAACCACACACACAACUAAAGCAAAAGAGAAAUUAAAAGCAAAGCAUAAAGCAAAAGUUAAAGCAAAUGAGGGGGAUAAAAUACUAGAAACGGGUACAUUAGACGAUGAUGUUAUAGCUUGGCUGUUAAGCUCUUCGUAUGUACCACCCUUGCAAACAGCCCUUGCAACUAACAAAAUAAAUCUGACAACAAAAGCACCUCUAUCAACAACCUCGGUGAAGUAUAAGAAACUACUGCAGAUGCCCAAAAAACUCAAAAUGCCGAAAUCGAAAUUGUCAAUGGCCACUUUAAUCAAAUCCGUGAAACCCGAAAUGUCAUACGAAGCAGAGAUGUUUGUACAGCAUCAAGUACAGCAUGAGGCGACGACCAAAAAAACUCGGUUAAAGAAAAGAACUGUCCACGACAGCGAUGUUGUUUACACAGCUAAAGACGUGGCCGCUCUAGAAGUCAUCGUCGAUAUGAUGAAAGAGGGCGCUGGAGACGAUCUGAAGAACAGUUUCAUCGCAAAAUCGACGACACCAGCUAAAGCGAGCCUUAAUACCAACUCCAUACAAGUUCAUAUCGCAAUUCCAUACAGCAUAGACGACAGGAGGAGAUCCGCUGAUCCAUCAAGGUUGAGAAAAGUAUUCUCAGCCAAAAUGUAUACGCCAGUUGACUUGGAAUAUCAGGUACGUUCAUACGAAAUACCCGGCCAAACGGCCUCGUACGCAGUGACACCUAGAGGCAAUGACAACGUCAUAUCGCCAGGAAUGUAUCUGCUCGUAGAAAAUAACAAAGCUUACGACUCGUCAGCUUUUGCGUUGAAACCAGUGAAAACAGAUUCAGUUAGACAGGUUAACAUUAACAGUAGUCUUGCGCCGCCGACUGUCACUACGUCGACAAGCCCAAAGAAUCUGGCGAGAGUCACCCUCACGAAAGACUUCAUUCAAUCCGUUAAUGAGCAACUUUUGAAACUUUAUCAGAACCUGAGCGCCAAAACGCAUUGGCAGCCGUUCAAUCGUAAGCCAAAACCUAAGGGUAUUAAUUGGGAGUCUGUUAAGGAAUAUUUUGGCAACGAAAGAGUGUGUUCUUGUAAGUGUAAGACUAACUCGACGAUGUGCAAAGCAUGCGCCGCUAGUGACGCUGUGAUAUCCGAACUGAUUUUCGAGUUUGACAAUCUGGCUAAAUACAUGAACGACCACUGCACCGAGAUACAGACGUUCUUCUGGAUGAACCCCAUCGGUGGCAGGAAGCUCAGAGACCUGGUGAGACGAAUCGACAAAAACCUAAACAACUAUUACAAACGGGUCAAGGGGAAAUGUCAAGGACGAACUUGCAGCACUUUCCACACUUACAUUGACAAAAGGGAGUUCAUUAUCCCGUACGAGCCCCGUUACAAAGUAGACCUGUCGCUCUUGGAAGAUUUCGAAGAUCUUGCGAACGAUAUCAAAAGGGCCGGUAAAUUGAGGCUUUGCAGGAAAAAUGAGAUGCUUCGUGAAAAGGCGGAUUAUCUCGCCGAAAUAACUCUGAAUUGUCUUAACAAAGUACUUAUAAAAAGAGAAGAUGAUUAUAUAUCGUCAUCAACUGACAAAACGACUGUUAUUAAAAGUGUGUAUGCUUUAGAUAACAUAAAUGUUAACAUUAUAUGUAGACAAAGUAGGCCUGAUGAGUCUACUAAGUCCUACAUAAUGGGAAAUUUCGAAACGCCGUCAGCUGUAGUGUUUCUUACAGAACCAAAUCUUUCAGCCGAGUUUCUUCAUUAUGACGAUGACGAGGUCAAAUACGCAAAGAAACCUAAGGGUCUGAAGAAACUGUUUUGGAAGAAAAAGAAACAUCAAUUCAAAAGAACGAAAAACAAAAGGGGGACCGAUGUCGAUGUUCAAAUUGAGUCAUCCCUUAACGCUCAACCUGGUGUUUACUCAAAUUCAGAUGCUGAUUUGAACAGUGAUAAAGCUACCAAUGGUAUUAGAUGGAAUAUUUUGGAUAAAGAUGCAAGGCAUGGCAUUACUUUUAAGCUUAAUGCAUCGGCGACAAUAGACAAUAUUGCAUCGGCCAAUGUCACUCAAGCAUCUUUACAUAAGCAUACCGAAACUCAUAUCCAAUCGCGUUCGUUUGACGAUUUUACUACUGAAUAUGACACCACAAUAAAGAACGAACUAUUAAGUUACAAUAUGAAUGAGCUCAUGAAAGUCUUCGACAGUUUACCCGGUGCGCAAGAGGUGAAAAACAUAACAGAAUCAUACUACGAAACGACAAUGUUAAAAAAAGACAUAAUUGAAAAAGAAAAAUGUCCACCAACGCCUACUCAAAAACCUAAAACAGUAAUAGUGAAACCGAAAAAACCGGAUAAGCACAAGAUGAAGAUCUGUUGUAAAAAGAAAGAUAAAGACAAGGAUAAAGAUAAGGACAAAAAGAAACCUUGCGAUAAACCAUGUGAAAGCAAAGAAAAGGAACCAAUCCCAGACAAGAGUGAUGAAGAAACUGAGUGUCCUGUAGCAAAAGAUAAAGGCGAAGACACAAAACCAUGUAAAGAGAAAAAACCGUGCAAAGAAAAGAAACCAAAAGAAGAAAAGCCAUGCAAACCGUGUAAACCAUGCAAACCAUGUGAGGAAGAAAAACCUGAAGAGAAACCGAAAGAAGAAAAGCCAUGCAAACCUUGUAAACCAUGCAAACCCUGCAAACCGUGUGAACCAUGCAAACCAUGUGAACCAUGCAAACCAUGUGAGGAAGAAAAACCAGAAGAGAAACCGAAGGAAGAAAAACCGUGCAAACCUUGUAAACCAUGCAAACCGUGUGAACCAUGCAAACCGUGUGAACCAUGCAAACCCUGUGAACCAUGCAAACCCUGUGAACCAUGCAAACCGUGUGAGGAAGAAAAACCAGAAGAGAAACCGAAGGAAGAAAAGCCAUGCAAACCUUGUAAACCAUGCAAUCCAUGCGAGGAAGAAAAAACAAAAGAAAAGCCUUGUAAACCCUGCGAGGAAGAAAAAACAGAAGAGAAGCCGCCUUGUAAGCCUUGCAAAGAAGAGAAGCCCAAAGAAGAGAAGCCUAAACCCUGUAAACCACCAUGUAAGGACAUAGAUGAUGAAACCGAGAAACCAUGCAAAGAGCAAGACGACGAAACAGAAAAACCUUGUAAAGAUGAGGCUGAUGAAACAGAGAAAAAGUGUAAAUGCAAAGAACCAUGCAAAUGUAAAGAAAAGCCACUUCCGAAAUGUGAAGAAGAAAAAGAUGAGAAGCCAUGCAAGUGUAAGCCGUGUUGCGAAGAACCACCGCCUCCACCACCGCCACCGCCACCACCGCCACCACCGCCGCCUCCACCACCAUGCAACUGCAACUGUGAAGACGGCAACGGGAAAUGUAAAUGCAAACCUUGCGAAUGCGACAAAAUACCCAAAAACGGAAACGUUUCCGAUACUGAAUACUUUGAUGGAAUAUCAACUAUCAUAGACAUGCCACUCGUUAAAACAACAAAAAGAACAUGGCUGCAGAAGUUGCGAUCUAGAAUCACAAGAGGCGAAGAAGAACCCGAAAUUACAACAAGAAACCUAACCCAUAUAGUCAGGCAAAACAGAUCACCAACAGACAAUAAAAAGGAGACAGGACGGCAUGUUAUAUCUGAAGCAACAACUACAAGUUAUCCAACAAUAUUUAUCAUGGAAGAAUUUGCCGAUAACGGUACAGGAGACAUUGAAGACAAAGAUAAAUUACUAGUCACAAUAUUACAGUAUGAGAAAAGGAAAAUCAACAGCGAACUGAAGAGGUUCGAAAAGAAACACGCUGUGAAUAACAGCGUGCCUCUAGAAGACGAUAUGAGUGAUGUAUUUAUUGUGGAGCACACGAAAGCAUUAUACACCACGAGGAAACCGAAGACCAAGCUGGAGUAUGAGCAUGCCGAGGGUGAUUACUGCAUGUUCGAUAUGGGGAAGAAAACGACUAAAAGCUCAACAAAGUGGGGGGCGCUGGAGAAACUCCUGGACGGGUUUCGGUGGAAGACCACGCACAAGAAUCAGUUAUACAGCGUAGACGGAUUUGGAGGCCUAGGUGACCGCUCGGGUGGUACGCGGCUAGUAAAGCAAAAGUUGUCUCGAGCAGGCAGCCGUCCCAUCAAGGAAGUGGACCCUCAGCUCACCGGCGAACUGACGUGGAUAAUGGCGGAAAGCGUCAGCACACUUCUCGCCGAGGACAUGUCGACGAUAUCCAAGAUGAUGACGUCGAGCGAGCACACCUCUACCUCCUCAAUGAACGUGACUGUCACGUCCUCCCCCAUCCCGUUGCUGACCAACGCCAACGACACCACCCCCGAGGCUCCCACCACCACCCUUCACCACCACAAGGAAACAACAACGCAGGCAACGACACAGAAGAAUGAGAUUUUUGGAGUGUCGGGGGUAUGA